AUGGAGUCUUUACAGGUAGAUAACCCUCAGCCAGAACCACAAACCCCAAGACUCCUCCUGAAACUCAUCAGCGCUGGAUUCGCGUUUUUCGUAGCUGGCGUUAAUGAUGGGAGCUUGGGAUCGCUGAUUCCGUAUAUUCGAGAAGCCUACCACAUAGACACCAAUAUGGUGGCUAUUGUGUACGGCACGACCUUUUGUGGUUGGUUCUUUGCCGCUCUCUCUAAUAGUCAUCUAAGCCAGUACCUGGACCUUGGCGUGUUCUUGGUCAUGGGUGCGACAUUACAAGUCCUAGCUCAUGCCCUGAGAACCUGGCUGCCUCCAUUCCCCCUAUUUGCCGUGACAUUUUUCUUUGCCAGUCUUGGCCAAGCGUACCAGGACACGUACGCGAACACGUUUGUGGCGUCGGUAAAAGCAGCGCAUCGAUGGCUCGGGUUUAUUCAUGCGAUGUAUAUGGCAGGAUGUCUCGCCGGACCCUUCAUCUCCACAGGAGUAGCAUCGGCAGGAGCACGGUCACGUUGGGAGUUAUUCUACACAGCGCCUUUAGGACUAGGAGUCAUCAACUUUGCCCUGGUGGUGUUCGCAUUCCGUGAGUCGUUGGCCUUCAAGCGUCCUACACAGGGUGAGAUGGAGUCCCCCCAGGAAGCAAGACAAAAGGGCGCCAUGCAAGAGAUACAGAAGACUCUGGCGCAGCCGAGCGUGUGGAUACUGAGCUUGUAUUUCUUCUUUUUCCUUGGUGCCGUUAUCACUGCUGGAGGUUGGAUUGUGGAAUACCUGGUCCACGUCCGCAAUGGCGAUCUGAACGACAUGGGAUAUGUCCCUGCCGGCUUUUACGGUGGCGGUUUCUUAGGCCGACUAAUAUUGGCUGAACCGACCUAUCGCUGGGGAGAGCGACGGAUGGUGUUUAUCUAUGUGUUGCUAUGUGUGGGAUUAGAAUUGGUAUUCUGGCUCGUCCCUAAUAUCAUCACUGAAGCAGUGGCCAUCAGUCUUCUCGGCUUCUUCUCCGGUCCUUUCUUUGCUACAGGUAUCUCGGUCGCAUCGAAACUAUUCACAGUGGACAUUCGUUCAUCGGCACUUGCUGUUACUGGUAUCAUGGCGGCCAAGGUCGGUGUAUCAGUGCUGCAGCCUAUGCUAGUCGGGCUGCUCGGCGCCACUGGUGUUUCCUGGCUGAUGCUCCCCAAAUCUCGGUUGCAUCACGAUUGA
Molecule: messenger RNA, 1200 nt
Organism: Aspergillus oryzae RIB40
Lineage: Eukaryota; Fungi; Ascomycota; Eurotiomycetes; Eurotiales; Aspergillaceae
Product: putative MFS transporter
Exons: 6
Coding region: 1-1200 (399 amino acids)
Biological process (GO): transmembrane transport
Cellular component (GO): membrane
Molecular function (GO): transmembrane transporter activity
Source: RefSeq, a predicted model, not a curated record